UUUUGUCCCUCACUGUCUAAGCUCUUCUCGCUCGCUUAACAACAACCUUCCUGUGCUUGGAUUGUCACCAGUUCAACAACAUGCUGCUUCGGACCGUGGUUCUGCUCCUUGUAUGUAUAUCCACGGGCAUGUGUGCCACUUUAGGCCACUACCAAGAUCAAGAAAAGGAGGAGGAGGCCACUGCUGUCACUGAAGGUGUUGUAGUAGCUGAUUCUGUAAAAGCAGCUGAAGAUGAUGUUGUUCCUGAAGAUACCCAAGUGGGCGACUCACCUCCAGCUGCGGAGCCUGUAGCUAAUUCCAUUUUUGGUGACAAUCUACUGGCUAAAUUAUUUGCAGGUGAUGACCCAGCAGCUGAAAAAAAUGAAGUGGAUGUCUCUGCAGCAGAUGGUGGAAAAGCCGAAGAGUCAGACAGUGAUAGACUUGCUGGAGAUGCCCCUGGUGUGGAAGCUCUUGCUGAUGAAGCUGUCGCCAAGGAGAAGCUUUCAUCUUCUUCUGAGGACAACGACAUCAGGCCAGUCAAGAUAAACCAGUCCCUGAAUGCACCCUUGGCACAAAAAGAUGAUAGCAGCUGGAGCCUCAACUCAAUUAGAAAUACUUUCCAGACUAUGCACGGAUACUUUGACUCCCUGGUGGAAUUGGCGGGGGGACGCAAUGGUGUUUGUCAGUACCGCUGCAGAUAUGGGCAACUUCCCCAACCUCGUCCCGGCUACCAGCUCCCAGAGCCCAACGGCUGCAGCUCCUCCCUGGUUGGAUUCCAGCUUGACCUUGGGAUCCCCGCUAUGACAAAGUGCUGUAAUCAGCUCGACAUGUGCUAUGACACUUGUGGCACAAACAAGGCUGACUGUGACUCCACAUUUCGCUCGUGUCUGCAAGGCAUCUGCUCGGACCUUAAGAAGAGUCUGGGCUUUGUGUCGAAGGUGCAAGCUUGUGAAUCGAUGGCAGACGCUCUGCACAGCACAGUGGGGACUCUUGGUUGCAGGCCUUACAUGAACAGCCAGAGGGCAGCGUGUCUCUGCGAGGGAGAGGAGAAGGAUGAACUGUGACACAUUAACACUAUCGACAAACUCCUCUAUGCUUUCACAGACAGAGUGAUGACUAUUUAUAUACAUUAUACUAU
Plectropomus leopardus (leopard coralgrouper) is the source of this 1117-nucleotide messenger RNA. It is a transcript of the gene pla2g12b, whose product is annotated as phospholipase A2, group XIIB. Gene Ontology annotation, molecular function: calcium ion binding; A2-type glycerophospholipase activity. Gene Ontology annotation, biological process: triglyceride homeostasis; lipid catabolic process; arachidonate secretion. Gene Ontology annotation, cellular component: extracellular region. NCBI's taxonomy places the organism in Eukaryota, Metazoa, Chordata, Actinopteri, Perciformes, Serranidae. The record is from RefSeq and is a predicted model, not a curated record.